Molecule: messenger RNA, 1347 nt
Organism: Anopheles darlingi
Lineage: Eukaryota; Metazoa; Arthropoda; Insecta; Diptera; Culicidae
Gene: Dcps
Product: m7GpppX diphosphatase
Exons: 3
Coding region: 169-1347 (392 amino acids)
Biological process (GO): deadenylation-dependent decapping of nuclear-transcribed mRNA
Cellular component (GO): P-body; nucleus
Molecular function (GO): RNA 7-methylguanosine cap binding; hydrolase activity
Source: RefSeq, a predicted model, not a curated record
ACACCACCUGAAUAAUUAAAACACCUCUAGAAAAACGCGGUUUUUUAGCUUCCUGCCGUUUCUCUGCGAAAGAAUUUUCCUAAAAUUCUGCCUCCUAAUCGAAGCGAAAAGAACCGGUCGGCCAGAUUGUGUGCGUAAUACCCCGAUUAAAACAGAAAAGUUUUUGUCAUGCUCGAAACAAGCGCCUCCGAGCCGAAAACAACGAGCAAAGAUAGCAACAUCGAUGAAUCACAGCAUCCUCAACGUCAGCACGAAGGACAGCAACAGCGUGCAGGUGAAAUAUGCUACGAUCUAGCCCACUUUCGAACCGUGCGCGUGCUGAGUAAUAAUAGCACGCACAAGAGUGUCUGCCUGCUGGGCCAUUUCGCUAAUCUGCCAGCACCGGAGAAGCAGGCCAUCGUCGUGCUGGAGAAGCGGUCCUUCACGGAGGGCCAAGUGUUGACACCAAAAUCGCAGAGCGACGACGAGCAGCACGAAAAUCACAAAAGUGAAAGUGAAAACGACAAUUCCAGCCUCGCCGAAACAAAGACCGCUGAUGACGGUGUGCCGCACGAGCGCGAGCAAACGUUUUUCACGUCAGCAUCCCGAUUGGAGAAGGAAUUUGUGAACGACAUCUACGGCAACUUCCUGUGCACCGUCGAUCCAGCCUUGAACCGUUUAAAAGUGACCAUCAUCUAUCCGGCCGAGGAAAAGCAUAUCGUCAAGUACACGGUGCAGAAUCGAUUCUUGGUAGAAGAGACACCCGAGUUGUAUAAGCACGUAACCUUGCCCCAUCUCGAACAGGGUCAGCUGAGUUUGGAGUGGCUUUACAACGUGCUCGAUCAUCGAAAGGAAAGUGAACGCAUUGUCUUUGAAGAUCCGUGUGACGAAAACGGUUUCAUACUACUGCCAGACCUGAAAUGGGAUGGUAAGACGGUUGAACAACUGUAUCUGCUGGCACUCAUUCGCCGUCGCGAUAUACGUUCGCUGCGCGAUCUGACCGUUGAUCACUUGCCGUUGCUAAAGAACGUUCGAUCACGAGGCAUUGCGGCGAUUAAGGAACGUUACGGCAUUGGGGCUGAUCAGUUGCGCAUUUAUCUUCACUAUCAGCCAACGUUCUACCAUCUGCAUAUGCACUUCACUUACCUGCGACACGAUCCGCCCGGAGUUGGCUGCGACAAAGCUCACCUUCUGUCGACCGUCAUUAGUAACCUUGAGCUACUUCCAGAUUACUACCAACGAGCUACGCUAACAUACGCUCUCAAGGAAACCGACCGGUUGUAUGAAAAGAUACGGGCACAUACUGUAGAAGAAGCGGAGGAACCGCCUACCAAGAGACAUAAGAGUGAUCUCACCGUAUCACAUUAA